GAGACGGACAAACCAUAGAGUUCAGUUUUGAGAUUUAUUUCAGUAAUAUUCAUUCGAUUUGAUUCAUAUAGUAGCCUUAAUAUAACUGGCAUUGUUCUGGAAUAUGAGGAGUGUUGGGAUAUUUCUCUGCAUCGUAUUUGUCUCCUUCCCUGUCCAUGGAACGUAUCGACACGGCCAAACUCGCUGCCAGUGCAAUGGGAAGGCCCUGUACUGUGUCAAGGACGCAGAGGGGCUGCGCUGUCUGAAGUGCACGGGGAACACUGAGGGGCGGCACUGUGAGAGUUGCAAGGAGGGCUUCUACCACCAGAGGGCAGGCCAGAGCUGCAUCUCCUGCAACUGCAGCCCUACAGGUUCGCUGGGUCCACAGUGUGACAGCGAGGGUCGCUGUAGCUGCAAAGCGGGCUUUACGGGGGAGAAGUGUGACCGCACGCCUUCCAAUUUGAAAUGUGACAGUCAGGACUGCUUGCCUUGCUUCUGUAAUGGACACUCAAAUGACUGUUCUAAAGCAGCUGGUUAUUCUGUCCAUAACAUCACCUCAUCAUUUCAACAAGAUGAUGAGGGGUGGCAUGUCGCUACUGCCCAGGGUGUUACCCCACCGAACGUUCAUUUCCGCUGGUCGCGUACUCAUGGAGACCUAGAGGCCAUCUCCAAGGACAUCUUACCCAUCUAUUUCUAUGCCCCAUCCUCAUACCUGGGCAAUCAGGCCCUCAGCUAUGGCCAGACCCUGUCUUUCUCCCUCCGUCUGGACAGAGGGACACGCCGUCCCUCCGUGUCUGAUGUGGUACUGCAGGGGGCUGGACUGAAGGUGUCUGCCUCUCUGGGUGACUUGAGGACGGUGUUGGCUUGUGCCAAGAAAAUCACCUACACUUUCAGACUGGAUGAGAAGCCUGGCAGCAAAUGGCAGCCUGAGCUUUCAUCCCUCCAGUUCCAGAAACUCUUGAGCAACUUAACCGCCAUCAUGAUCAGGGGGACGUUUGGGGAAAAUGGACGUGGUUAUUUGGACAAUGUGAGUCUUGUGUCUGCUCGUAAGGGCACUGGCGCCCCCGCAGGCUGGGUUGAGAAGUGCAACUGCCCCACAGGGUAUGAAGGGCAAUUCUGUGAGAGCUGUGCCCCAGGGUACAAGAGACAUUCCUCUGACAGCAGCCCACUCAACACCUGUGUGCCCUGUGCCUGCCAGGCAGGAAGCUGCGAUCCAGAGACUGGAGAGUGCCUCUCAUCUGAUGACGAGUCCCUCGGGCAGCCCUGCCCGACUGGCUCCUACAACGACCCGCAGAGGCCCAGUACCUGCCUGACGUGCCCUUGCCCUGGUGGCAGCGCGUGCUCAGUGAUACCUGGAACCCAGGAAGUGAAGUGUGACCGCUGCCCACGGGGGACCACAGGUUCUCGUUGCCAAGUCUGUGAUAAUGGGUUUUAUGGUGAUCCCCUUGGCGAGAGAGGUAUCGUGAGACCAUGCCAGCGAUGCCAGUGUAACGGGCACGUGAACCUCCGCCUGAUGGGGGGUUGCCACAGCAUCACGGGAGAGUGUUUGAGGUGCAUGAACAAUACCAGCGGUCCUUCUUGCGAAAACUGCCUGCCAGGCUUCCACCACAGCAACCCCAGAGACACAUGCAAAGCCUGUGGCUGUGAUGCCGUUGGCUCCUACGCUCAUGAAUGUAGCGAUGCCGGCCAGUGCGACUGCAGGCCCGGUUACGAAGGCCUCAGAUGCCUUCAAUCAUCAUGCCCAUCCUGCUUUGACCCGCUCAAGAGCAAGAUAGAUAACUAUGCUGGUAAGGUCCGUGAGAUUGAGGUCCUGUUCAAUAGUAUUGAGAACGGUGGGGUGCCUGUGAAUGAUGCUCAGAUGGAGACAACCGUCCGUGCAUUAGAGGAGGUGGUGGAAGGCAUGAAGAGGAAUGCAGAUAAACUCUCAGAGAUGGAGAAGAGUCUUGAGGAGAGGCUAAAUAUAGUCAGUGGGACCCAGCUGGAAGAGGACAGAGAGAUUCAGUCUUUGGCUAAAACCAUUGACGACAUCAAACUACAGGAGCAGCAGUACAGGAAACAAGUUUCUACCAUUCAGCAACUCGUUGAGAGUACAAAGCUAAAACUACAGCAAGCCAAACAGAAUCUUCGGGAAGCAGAGUUCCCCUCAGGUGAUGCUGCUGCUGGUUCGGACUCUUUGACUGGAUUAGUCCAGAAGGCCACUACACUUGCAGACAAGCACCAGGGGAGAGCAGAUUACAUUGAAAAGACUGCCAACAGUGCCCUGUCUGAUGCAGAGAAAGCCUUGAACAUGAUGCGAACAGCUAUGACAGGAGAGAACAAAGUGAAGGAACAGAUUGUCAACCUGAAGGCUCUAUACGAGAAGAAGAGCUCUGAAGUGAAGGCUAUGCAGAACGAGGCAUCCGGCGUGACCACUACGGCUACGGUGGAGAGUGACAUUGCAGCCGACGCUCUGAAGCAGAUCUCCUCUCUGGUGAUCCCACAGCCUCCCACGGAGGACGUGACUAAGCUGGCAGGCAGUCUGAACGUCCUGAAGAAAUGGAUGGAGGGGAACAUGACCGCAUAUGAGGACCUGCAGAAGGAUGUCGAUGCUGACCAGAGCAAAGCUGAGAGCCUCCUGGCCAAGGCCAAAGCCGCCCAGCAGGAAUAUGACAAGCUGCUUGGGAGGGCGGACGCUGCCAAAGCUGUGACCGACCAGGCUCUGGAGGACAUCAACGACAACAUGAGUGGCGUGGAGGAAGCCCUGGAGAAUCUACGAGGCUAUGAUGACAAAAUCAGUGAGAACAAAGCACUGGCAGAGGAUGCCAUCUCUAAGCUGCCAGGUAUCAGUGCCACCAUCAAAGACGCCGUUGACACCAAUACCCAGACAUUGUCAGUCCUGGACAGUGUGGACACGCCAUACAACGGAGCCUUGGGUACCAUCAGCACACUGGGGGAAAUAGUGACCCGUCUGGAGGGAAUGCCUGAUGUGGUCACUCUGUCCACGGAGCUGGAGAGAGACGCUGGUGUCCUCAGAGGGGAUGUGGACGACCUUCAGGACCGGGCGGACAACGUGCUGGACACGAUCAAAGAGGAUAGAAAAACAGCAGAGGAUGAGAGGGACACAGUGGUACAGGUUGCAAACGAUGCCAAAACUGCCUUAGACAAUGCACAGGGCACCAGAAGUGCUAUUGGAGAGACAUUCAAGACGGUCACCGACCUUCUAAAUGCUUUUGGGUCUACAAGUGGACCUGUGGAUCAGGAAAAGUUGGAUGAGCUCCAGAAGGCCGUCAACACUGCUACCACCACCGUGAACGGGCAGCUUCGGCCCCGGCUGAAGGAACUGGAGGAAAUUGAGGAGCGCCAGAAGAACAACCUCUCCAACAUGAGUGCAAGCAUCGACGCCAUCAUGGCCGACAUCAAGAACCUGGAGGAGAUCCGUGCCAGCAUCCCCAAAGGCUGCUUCAACGCGCCGCCCAUCGAGAGGCCCUGAGGAUCCUCAACCCCAUCCUCGCUACGGAGAGGCCUUCGGGAAUGUCCACCUGCUGCGUCAGCAUGUUACAAAUGCCUGGAGAGGGCAGAGUUAUUUAUAUGCACUAUAUUUUUAUUUUCUUUUAUACACUUUAUAUUUUUUGUUUUGUUUAACUUCUGUUGCUUUGUCGUGUAAGUCUGUGGAUGUGUAGUGUGUGUGGAUGUUAAGUUUCUGUGUGUGCCUGUGUGUGUGUGUGUGUGUGUGUGUGUGUGUCUGCGCUCCAAAUUCAGUGCCAUGUCGUAGGAAGGCCAACUGUGAAGUUCUGUGAAAUGUGCAUUAUCUAAAAUGACCAUCUUCACCUACUGUAAAACCAAAUCAAUUUUAAUCACUGUUUGCUUGUGUUGCCACUGUUGUUUUGCAAAACCACUCAGUAUUUAUUUUGCGUAUCAUUAAAGUGCGGACUUCUGGGAGAAGAUGCAUUUCUCAUUUCUCUUCUUUUUUUAUUUAUGGGAACAAUUUUAAAUAUAGCAAUUGAGUUCCUUCUUGGUGGUAUUUACCCAACCCGACACAUUUUGAGACAUAAACAGGAUAGGUGUCAAAUCUUGUGCUAUAAGGUAGGGGAUUACCCAGUGGCAGAAUAACCAAGCCUAUUUCACAUUACACAGCAUUAUGCGAAA
Molecule: messenger RNA, 4104 nt
Organism: Sardina pilchardus (European sardine)
Lineage: Eukaryota; Metazoa; Chordata; Actinopteri; Clupeiformes; Clupeidae
Gene: lamc2
Product: laminin, gamma 2
Exons: 22
Coding region: 104-3448 (1114 amino acids)
Biological process (GO): animal organ morphogenesis; cell migration; morphogenesis of a polarized epithelium
Cellular component (GO): basement membrane; laminin-332 trimer
Molecular function (GO): integrin binding
Source: RefSeq, a predicted model, not a curated record